Orycteropus afer afer is the source of this 4645-nucleotide messenger RNA. RefSeq names its product laminin subunit gamma 3 (gene LAMC3). NCBI's taxonomy places the organism in Eukaryota, Metazoa, Chordata, Mammalia, Tubulidentata, Orycteropodidae. The record is from RefSeq and is a predicted model, not a curated record.
GGCGCGCACAGCCGGGCGCGAACGGUCGUCGGUGCCCUUGACCAUGAUGGUGGCCGCGCUCCUGCUCAGCCUGGCGCUGCUGGCCCCACUAACUGCGGGCGCGGGCAUGGGCGCGUGUUACGACGACGCAGGGCGCCCCCAACGCUGCCUGCCGGUGUUCGAGAACGCGGCGUUUGGCAGGCGCGCAGAGGCCUCACACACGUGCGGUCACCCGCCUGAGGACUUCUGCCCGCACGUGGGCGCGCUGGGCGCUGCGGCGCAGUGCCAGCGCUGUGACGCAGCCGACCCUGAUCUCCACCACAACGCCUCCUACCUCACCGACUUCCACAGCCAGGAUGAGAGCACCUGGUGGCAGAGCCCGUCCAUGGCGUUCGGCGUGCAAUACCCUACCUCGGUCAACAUCACCCUCCGCCUAGGGAAGGCCUAUGAAAUCACUUACGUGAGGCUGAAGUUCCACACCAGUCGCCCUGAGAGCUUCGCCAUUUACAAGCGCAGCCAUGCUGGUGGCCCAUGGGAGCCCUACCAGUACUAUAGCGCCUCCUGCAAGAAGACCUACGGCAAGCGGGAGGGGGUGUACCUGCGUCCUGGUGAAGAUGAGCGUGUGGCUUUCUGUACUUCCGAGUUCAGCGAUAUCUCCCCGCUGAGUGGAGGCAACGUGGCCUUCUCUACCCUGGAGGGCCGGCCCAGUGCCUACAACUUUGAGGAGAGCCCGGUGUUACAGGACUGGGUCACCAGCACUGAACUCCUCAUCUCCCUAGACCGGCUCAACACGUUCGGGGACGACAUCUUCAAGGACCCCAAAGUGCUCCAGUCUUACUACUAUGCUGUGUCUGACUUCUCCGUGGGUGGCAGGUGUAAGUGUAACGGGCACGCCAGUGAGUGUGGCCCCAGUGAGACGGGUCAGCUGGCCUGCCAGUGCCAGCACAACACCACAGGCCCGGACUGCGAGCGCUGCCUGCCCUUCUUCCAGGACCGCCCAUGGGCUCGCAGCACAGCCGAGGCUGCUAAUGAGUGUCUGCCCUGCAACUGCAACGGCCACUCAGAGGAAUGUACAUUUGACCGGGAGCUCUUCCGCAGCACAGGGCAUGGCGGGCGCUGCCACCACUGCCGAGACCACACUGCCGGGCCACACUGUGAGCGCUGCCAGGAGAACUUCUAUCACUGGGACAUGAAAGCGCCAUGCCUGCCCUGUGACUGCCACCCAGCAGGCUCCCUGCACCUCCAGUGUGAUGGCUCAGGCACCUGCACCUGCAAACCCACAGUGACAGGCUGGAAGUGUGACCACUGCCUGUCUGGGUUCCACUCACUCAGCGAGGGAGGCUGCAGACCCUGCACCUGCAAUCCUGCUGGCAGCCUGGGUACCUGUGACCCCCGCAGUGGGCGCUGCCCCUGCAAAGAGAAUGUGGAAGGCAGUCUGUGUGACAGAUGCCGCCCAGGGACAUUUAACCUGCAGCCCCACAACCCAGCCGGCUGCAGCAGUUGCUUCUGCUAUGGCCAUUCCAAGGUGUGCGCAGCUGCCACCCGGUUCCGGGAGCAUCAUAUCCUCUCUGACUUCCACCAGGGAGCCGAGGGCUGGGGAGCCAGAAGUGGGGAGAGCCCAGAGCAUCCUGCACAGUGGAGCUCAAAGGGGAUCCUCCUGAGCCCAGAAGAUGAGGAGGAACUCAUAGCACCAGAGAAGUUCCUGGGAGACCAGCGGUUCAGCUAUGGGCAGCUCCUAAUAUUGACCUUCAGGGUGCCUCCUGGGAGCUCCCCACCUCCUGUGCAGCUAAGGCUGGAAGGGGCAGGCUUAGCCUUGUCUCUGUGGCACUUCAGCCUGUCUGGCCCCGAGGACAGUGGGCAGCCUGGGGAGGUGCAGCUCAAGUUCCAGUUGCAGGAAACCUCUGAGGACGCGGAGCCUCUGCUGCCCUCAUUCCACUUUCAGCGGCUUCUUGCCAAUCUCACCGCUCUGCGUGUCUGGGUCAGCAGCCAAAGCCCAAGCCCUCAUGGCCAGGUGGUCCUGACUGAGGUCCGGCUCACAUCAGCCCAGCAGGGGCUUUCCCCCCCAGCUUCCUGGGUAGAAACUUGCUCAUGUCCCAAGGGGUACGCAGGCCAGUUCUGUGAAUCUUGUGCUCCAGGAUACAAGAAGGAGACACCAACGGGGGGUCCCUAUUCCAACUGUGUCCCCUGCACUUGCAACCAGCAUGGUACCUGUCACCCCAGUACAGGGAUUUGCCUAUGUGUCCACCACACGGAGGGCCCAUCCUGUGAGCGCUGCCUGCCUGGUUUCUAUGGCAACCCCUUUAUAGGCCAAGCUGAUGACUGCCAACCCUGUCCAUGCCCUGGGCAGUCAGCCUGCACGACCAUCCCAGAAAGCAGGGAGGUGGUGUGUACCCACUGCCCCCUGGGCCAGAGAGGGCGCCGCUGUGAGAUCUGUGAUGAUGGCUUUUUUGGGGACCCACUUGGGCUCUCUGGGCAUCCCCAGCCCUGCCACCGGUGCCAGUGCAAUGGGAACAUAGACCCCAACGCUGUAGGCAACUGUGACCCCCUGUCUGGCCACUGCCUGCGCUGCCUCCACAACACGACAGGGGUGCACUGUCAACACUGUCAGGAGGGCUUCUACGGAAGCGCCCUGGCCCUUCGGCCUGCAGACAAGUGUGCGCCCUGCAGCUGUACCCUGGAGGGCUCGGUCAGUAAGCAGACACCCUGCGACCCAGUGACUGGCCAGUGCUCUUGCCUGCCUCAUGUGACCGGACAAGAUUGCAGCCGCUGCAGCCUUGGCUUCUAUGACCUCCAGCCUGGGAAGGGCUGCCAGAGCUGCAGGUGCCACCCAGUGGGCUCCCAGGAGGACCAGUGCCACCCCAAGACUGGGCAGUGCCCCUGCCGCCCAGGCGUUGGGGGCCAGGCCUGUGACAGAUGCCAGGAGGGUUUCUUUGGCUUCUCUGCCAAGGGCUGCCGGGCAUGCAGGUGCUCCCCUCUGGGGGCUGCCUCUGUCCAGUGCCACGAGAACAGCACGUGUGUGUGCAGGCCCGGCUUUGUGGGCUACAAGUGUGACCGCUGCCAGGACAACUUCUUCCUCACGAGUGGUGGCCUGCAGUGCCAGGAGUGCCCGUCCUGCUACUCCCUGGUGAAGGAGGAGGCUGCCAAGCUGAAGGCCCGGCUGACCCUGAUGGAAAGAUGGCUGCAGGGGUCUGACUGUGGCACCCCCUGGGGACCACUGGAUGUUUUGCAGCGAGAGGCCCCGCGGGGAGAUGUCUACCAGGGCCACGAUCUGCUACAAGGGUCCCAGGAAACCUUCCUGGAGCAAAUGACGGACCUCGAGGGUUCCAUGAAGGCUGCUCAGGCACAGCUGCAGGUGCUGAGCAGGAGUGCCCACUGUGCCCAGGCCAGAGCUGAGAAGACCUGCGUCCAGCUGGCCAAUCUUGCUGUGGUGCUGGCGUCCUCGGAGGAAGAGAUUCUGCGUGCAACCAUCACGCUCUCGUCUCUGGUGAUUCCUCAGGAAGAGCCCAGCCAACUUACCAACUGGAGCCAGCUGGCCACAGAGGCACGAUUUCUAGCCAGGAGCCACUGGGACACUGCCACCAAGAUAGAGGCCACUGCUUGGAGGGCCCUGCUCGCCUCCAACACCAGUUACAUGCUCCUCUGGAAUCUGAUGGAGGGUAGGGUGGCCAUGGAGACCCAGCAGGAACUGGAGGACAGGUGGUCCCCUUACAGCCUCCCUCAGAAGUCCCUGGCCCAGGAUCUGGACCUGAAGGUACAGACCCUGGAGAAGACAGUCACAAUGAGAGAGAACGUGGCCACCAAAGCAGUCCAAGACCUCCAGGCCACUGCCCAGGAGGUGCUGCAGAAGACGGAGCCCCUCACACAGCUGCACCAGGAGGCCAUAGCUGCCCUGACCCGGGCUUCCUCAUCCGUCCAGGCUGCCACAGUGACUGUCACGGGAGCCAGGACUCUGCUAGCUGACCUGGAAGGAAUGAAGCUGCAGUUUCCUCGGCCCAAGGACCAGGCCACGCUGAAGAGGAAGGCAGGCAUCAUCCGGGACAGGCUCCUUGCAGACACAAAGAAGAAAACCAAGCAGGUGGAGAGGAUGCUGGGAAACAUGGCAUCUGUCUCCUCCAGCACCAAGCAGAAGGGCAGAGAAGCAGAGCUGUUGGCCAAGGACAGUGCCAAGCUUGCCAAGGCUUUGCUGAGGGAGGGGAAGCAGGAGCAACGCCGUGCCAGCCGGCUGGCCAGACAGACACAGGUGACGCUCCACCAGGCCUCCCAGCAGGCGCUGGCCUCGAAAGCACACCUACAGGAGCUUGAGGAAGCUGAGCGGAUGGGCGCUGGGCUGAGCAAGAUGGAGCAGCAGAUCCGAGACUCACGCAUCUCCCUGGAAAUGGAUAUCAAGGCCUUGUCGGAGCUACUUGUCAGGCUGGGGUCGCUGGAUACCCAUCAAGCCCCUGCCCAGGCCCUGAACGAGACCCAGCAAGCACUAGAGCGCUUGAGGCUUCAGCUGGGCUCACCAGGGGCCCUACAGGGGAAACUGAGGCUGUUGGAGCAGGAGUCGGAGCAGCAGGAGCUGCAGAUCCAGGACUUCGAGAGUGACCUUGCUGAGAUCCGUGCUGACAAGCAGAACUUGGAGGCCAUUCUGCACAGCCUGCCUGAGAGCUGCGCCAAUUGGCAGUGA